Symbiodinium sp. CCMP2592 is the source of this 2025-nucleotide messenger RNA. The record is from the annotation of a GenBank genome assembly. NCBI's taxonomy places the organism in Eukaryota, Dinophyceae, Suessiales, Symbiodiniaceae.
AUGGAGACCAACGCCGCAUACGUGCCGCCGGCUGCCACAACCCCUCCGACCUCAUCCAGGGGGGAUGCGAAAACACCGCUGGAUGCCAAGACCGCCUUCCGAACCCAAUGGGGAUUGCACUUGCUGUUCGAACCUGAUGCUUUGGACCUAUGGAUACAACGCCAGGUGGAGACCCGAGAAGGCGGGGGAUACCGUGACAUGGCCACGGGGGAGCUGCUGGGAGCAAGUGAGGAAGCCUCUUACGAUAGGCACAGGACCGGCGAACAAGCAGACCGCCUAGUCGGUAUCGUUGACAAAUGGCUGCCUGAUGUUUCGGCAGAAAACAGGGCGUUCGUAAUGAAGUUCCAAGAGAAAGUGAAGACCAUGCUGGCCAAGGCAUGGAAGUUGCGCCGCAAGUUGAAGGCAAAGAAAAAGGAAAGGAAAAGAUGCAGGGGGGAACGCGAUGCCGCAGAAGCCGCUACACUGCCAACGAGUGUGCGAGAAGAGCAGGAGACGCCACCUGACUGGGGGAGCGCCGACGAGACGUACAAUGGCCGUGGGGAGCUGAGGGAAGACCGUCUGACCGAGAUGCAAACCAAAGGCGACCCAGUGAGCCAGAGGGGGAGCCGCGGACCAAGCGUAUGCGGCCACCUACACCUACAGGAGGACCACAAGGGAAUGCCGCACGGCGGUGGGUCGCCGAAAAUCGGUCGUGUGGGAGCCCUUGCGCCGUGGCUCAUUUCGAGUGUUGGGCAGUGGGUGGCAGGUGGCAGCUGCCCCGGAGACAUCGUUCUGAUUCAUGAUCAAAGUUGUCCAGAAAUGCCGAGCUCCAUAUCCGGGACAGCGACGUUGACCAUACAGAUCCAGAACAAGGUCUUUGCGGGAGAAGAUGCUGAGUUGGACGGCGAAGAGUGGCAUCCAUUUGAGGCUGCCUCUGCCGAGAACACAUCCGUGGAAGCAUCAAGCACCCAAGUGAAUCCCAUUGCCGAGCCGAGGCCACCGCCACCGCCAGACUUGGACGGUGGUGCGUUUGAAGAGCCUCCACCGCCUCCACAGGUGUCAUCAUCCGUGCCCGGUUCAAUGAAGGAGGAACCGCCACCUGCGCCCAGUUCUCCUGGGGCUGAUGUACCGCGUCAGCUCAUGGACGAGCAUGUUCGAGCACGCAUGCAGUGGAUAGGUGGCAAAGCAGGGCUUCCUGCCGAGGCCGACCACGAUGCAGCCGGGAAGCGACCGAAGCGGUCCAAAGAGAUGUCUGAGGUGGCGCCGGCUGCACUGCCCACAGCGCGAGCAGCCCAAGCAAAAGCAGAGGCAGCACAACACAAGACAGCAGAGGCAUCACCCCAAGCAAAAGCACGCGCAUCGCCGCCGGCCAAGCACUCCAAUCCAGUGCUGGAUCCUAAAGUCGCUGCUGCUUGGGGGCUGCCGAGCUUGCAAAGUACAGCAGACGGCAUUGCUGCAGAACUCCCCAAAGUGAACCUGGACAGCGACACGGCAGAAAGUUUGAGGAAAAACCAAAGCCACAAGCAAAGGGCUGUGAAGGAGAGCGAAAGAUGUGAAGAUGGCGAGCUUUUGAAGACCAAAGCCACGCACAAGAACAAGAAAAAGAAAGGGGAGAAGAAGAUGAAAGUAUCGAAGGUCGAUGAGUCCACGAGCAGGACAUCCGGUCGAAAACGGAAGCAAAAAGACAAAAAGUCACGGCUCAAGUCGGUCAAGGAGAGCAAGACGUCAAAGUCGAACGGAACGACGGGGCUGUCUCAAAAGAAGAAGAAGGACUCCUGGGGUACUUCAAUCACUACUUUGACAGCAGCUCUUGCAGAUGAUGUCUCCGACGACCCGACUCAAGUUGCAGAGGAGUCAGAUGAUGCUACGCAGAUUGCUGACGAGGAUCUCGAGCCAACUUCACCAGCCUGUCCGCCUUCAUCUCCGUCCGACCAGAUGGAGGAGGUCCGAAUGGCCGCGACGGUGAUGAAGCCCCAGAGAAGAGAUGGCAAAAUGCGUGUGCAAAUCAUGCCUGUUUCUCGAGACAUGGAUCAGUUGUACACGUGA